Onthophagus taurus is the source of this 3806-nucleotide messenger RNA. RefSeq names its product Vacuolar protein sorting 8 (gene Vps8). Gene Ontology annotation, molecular function: protein binding. Lineage: Eukaryota; Metazoa; Arthropoda; Insecta; Coleoptera; Scarabaeidae. Gene Ontology annotation, cellular component: late endosome; HOPS complex. The record is from RefSeq and is a predicted model, not a curated record. Gene Ontology annotation, biological process: vesicle-mediated transport; endosomal vesicle fusion; protein targeting to vacuole.
UUACAUGUUCAGAAUUACCAACUUUAAAAUUUGUAAAUAAACGAAACCACCCCUCUUCUAGAAAUCAAACGAAAUGAGAUAAUUCGCCCCACAAAAACGCCGGAAAGUGACCGUUUAACGAAUUUUUCGUAUAAAAUGGGUUCCGAAACCGACGAAGUUCUAAUAGAGGAUUCCGACGAGUCUCUGCUCGACAUAAAAGAGCUGAAUGAUGUCGAAUACGACAUUCCGCCGGUUGCCGCACCAUCCCUUGAGACGAUUUUAUGGGAUAUGGAAUCAGAAGAGGGCAGUGACAACACAUCUUUACAUUCCUUGCAAAGUUUAAUGGUAAAGUUACGUUCAAUGCUCUAUCAUUGCGUUUUGCAAGGAAUUUCUACUCAAGUUACUUCAGCAUGCGAACGUGUUGGAGCUGGUUUACCUACAGUUAUAACAAAUAGUCAGAAAUUAGUGGCUAUUGGUACAUCUCAUGGUUAUGUCUUGGCGUUUGAUUCCGAGCAAAAUUUGUGCUGGUGUUGUCAUGAUUUAAGUACUAGUGAUCAAGGUGCCAUAUCUGCCUUAGCUUUUAAUUUAGAUUCUACAAGACUGUUAAUAGGGUAUGAAAGGGGUUAUAUUUCAAUGGUUGAUGCAUUAUCUGGGGAUAUAGUAAGAAGAAUGCCGGAUGCCCAUGCGCCUCAUUCUGCAGUUUUACAAUUACGAUUUACUACAUUAAACAGUUUGGCUUUAUGUGGGGAUUCGUCUGGUUGUGUUUUUUCAUUAUCAUUUGGUCGAAGAAUUGGAGUACGAGUUUCUGAUAGUAAAUGUUUAUUUUCUGGAGCUCGAGGUGAAGUUUGUUGUUUUGAACCUUUGGUGCAAGGACAAGAAAUGUUGGGAAAUCACGUCGUCGUUGCAAUGGCUACUUUAUCAAAAGUGAUUGUUAUAACAAUAAAACCUCGUUUAAAAGUACUUUACACACAACAACUUCAAAGAGCCCCAACGUCACUUCCACUUUUAUCAUGGCAAUUAGUUCCGGUUGGAAAAUCGAUCCAACCUGUGUUAGCUUGGGGUAGAGGAACAGAUUUGAAUUAUACUCGAGUUGUUUUUGGUGGGAUGAACAGUAAUCGAAUUCGAUUAUCUCCACUGAGACAAGUUCAAUUACCUUAUAAUUUAUCUGCAAUGCAUUGGUUAGGACCUAGGCAUUUAGCUUUAUUAGAUACGAGUGAAAAUCUUCGCUUAGUCGAAGUAAGAACACAAAAAGAAUUGGAAGUUCUUGAUUUAACAAAUGCGGGGCUCGUUUAUAGCUCCGCUCAUUUUAAAGCGUUAGCAAUUGGGGGUGGGGUAAGCGAAGCAUUCGCUUUGGCCGGAGAAAGAGCCUGUUAUAAUAGUUUAUCAAGUCGCGGGGAUCAACUGUUAGUUUUAGGGACAAGAAAUGUACAUUUAGUAAAGUUGAGAACGUGGCACGAACGCCUGGUUUAUUUAAGUGAUCAAGGAAGGUGGGCUGAAGCUUUGAACUUGGCUGCUGAGGAGGGAUUACACCGAGAAAAAAGUACAACAACUUUAUUGGAAAGUUAUUUAAUGAAUUUAAAUGAUCACCACGUCGAUAGGGAAAGCUUAACAGCUGCUGUAAAUUGUUGUGUGAAAUUAAAGAAAAUAAAUUUAUUAUGCAAUGAAUUAUGGGAUUCAAUAUCAUUAGACCAUAACAAUCAAGACUGGUUCUUCUCCCUCCUCGCAGAUCACAUCCAAAACAACAACAUCGCCUUCCUCUCACCAGCGGUAACCCAAGCCCUCAUAAAUCAUUUUGAAUCAAAAGAUAUACACCUCCUAGAAACCAUAGUCCUCACCUUAGACCUAAGUUGUCUCGAUCUCCAUCAAGUCCUAAGAAUAUGCAAAGAAAAACGUCUCUACAACGCGUGGAUUCAUGUAACAACCCGAACAAUAGGCGAUUACACAAAUGCUUUAACCGAGUUCUUGUUGGAUUUAACUCCAGAUAAUCACAAACUCGGAAACGUCAUGUUAGUGUAUGUAUCGUCGUGUUUAACCGGAUUAGGAUACCCAAAAGGAAAAAUACCUGCGGAAGACGUCACAAGAGUCAAAUCGGACGUUUUAAGAUGUUUGGAAGCGGUUCAUUCGGUUAAUGCAACACCGGAAGAAUCUCCAUAUCCAUAUUUGAGGGUUUUAAUGAAAUAUAAUACACGGGAAUGUUUGAAUGUUAUUGAAAUUGCGUUUAAAGAGGUGGAGUUCGCUGGGGAAAUGGGAAUGUUGCAGAGGCAGAGAUUAGUACAAAUUUUAUUGUGGGUUGUUACACCAAGUGAUUUUGAGAUUGUUCAAAUAGUGAAUUUAUCGUGUUUUAUCGUCCGCUUAGUAACAUCAAAUAAUCUUCGUUUAGAUGAAGCAAUUUUAGAAUCGGUAGUGAAAUCAUUAACUGACGCCAAAGCAAAAGAUUUAACAUUAAGGGAUCACGCCGAACGAGAACAAGCUUGGCUUGAUUUGCUCGAUUCGAAUAAAUUACCAUCGGAUAAUGCGAAGGAAUUGUUGGAACGCGCCUUAAAUUCCCAAUGCUAUCGCGUAGCUGAGCGAAUUUACGAGCAAGAAAAAAAUUAUUCUAAUAUUUUAGAGUGUUAUUUAAAAGAUGAUGUGCGUAAAAACGAAGCGUUUAAUUAUGUCGUUUUGUUUAUUGAUGAUGAAAAACGUGGUGUUGAUAAACAAUUUGUGAAAAAUUUCCGGGAUUUAGUGAAUGUUGAUUGUAAACGGACAGCUGAAAUGGUUAUUGAAUAUUUUUCUGAUUCGAUACAAACGUUUUAUGAAAUGUUAGAGGAUGAUGAAGAUGAUUUGUUUAAGUUUCUUGGUGAAAUUGUUUAUAGCGACGUUAAACUCUCACCGAUUAUAGCUGAAAAGUAUUUAGAAUUAUUGUGUAUCAAAAAACCUAAUCAUGCAAUAAAUUACGUUCGAUUGGGAUUAUGUAGGGUUGAGGAAGCUCUUGAAAUAUGUGAAAAAUAUAAUAUUUACGGAGCCGUUGCGAUUCUUUUAGAACAAAUGGGAGAGUGGUCAAAAUCUUUAAGUUUAUUAUUAGAUAAUAAUAUGGGUAAUGAAGCGAUUGAACUUUGUAUAAGAGGAGCCGAACAUUUAGAUUCUCAAAAUGCGCAAAGUUUAUGGUUAGAAAUUUUAAAAAAUUCCAACGGAGAUGGUUUAAUGUCACCUCGACAAUUAUUACAUGCGGCGGCACCUCAUGUACCACCAGCCCAACUUUUAGAAAUGGUUUCAGACGCUAGCUUUGGAGAUAUUAAAAAAUUAAUUGAAGGAAUACUUUGUGAUUAUACCCAUGAUAUUACCAUGUUAAGUACAACUUUAAAUUUAUUAGGAAAAGAUUUGCAUCAUGGUUUAGCUAAAUUAUUAUUUACAAGUGGAAAAGCCUUAACAGUUUCAUCACCAAAUUGUAAUAUUUGUCAAAAACCUCUUUUAAACGAAGACGAAAAUGUUAUUUUAUACGGAUGCGUACAUGUUUUUCAUAUAAAAUGUGUAAACACGGAAUCGAUGUGUCCAUUUUGUAGAGUACCAGUUAGAGAGUUAACUACAAAGAAAAGAAAACCAUAUAGCGAAGUGUACAACCCUGAAAGAUCGAAUGUUAGACCUGAUUUAGAAGGUCACUUCUAAUAAUUCCUUUCUAGUCCGUCUAUUAAUUUAUUUUCCCAAAUUGAAAAUUUCCUGCUAUUUCGUGCUAGUAAAUAUAUAAUUUAUUAAUUAAUUGUAUAGAUAAAGUUGAGAAAAAAACAGAAGAAAAAAGCUAGCACUUAUGUGAUAUAUUUAUUUAUAAAUAUUUUAAGGAAGUGUUUAUA